GUUUACUGGUGACCUGUUGGAGCUCCCAAUAUCCUGCUCUCCCAUCCAAGAGACUUCACAGUCAAUGUCCAGCUCUGCAAGUGAUCUUUCUUCUCCAACUCUCUGCUCUGAACUUUCUUCUCACACCACUGUUGAGUUACACACAAUCUCUCUGAAUAGAAUAUCUGGGAUGUUUUUGUUGGCGCUUCUUAUACUAAUGGAGCUAAACUUCAACUCUUUGUCAUUGGACACUAGGCUAAACUGGCAGUGGAAUGAAUUUAAAAAUACGUAUGGAAAAGCUUAUAAAAACAAGGAACAGGAGCUUUUUCAUCGACGUAUAUGGGAAAAAAAUCUACUUGAAAUCAGUAUGCACAACUUGAAAUUUUUCCUGGGAACUGAAUCAUACUCCAUGAAGAUGAACAGAAUGGGAGACUGGGAAAAACACCAAGAAUCAGAUAUGGAUUUAGAUUUGUCUUCAGCGUUUUCCAAGAAAAAGAAAAAAAUCCCUAAAAAGAAUGAAACUGAACUUCCAAAAGCAGUUGACUGGAGAAUAAAGGGAUACGUUACUGAAGUCAGAGAUCAGGGAAACUGUGGUUCUUGUUGGGCAUUUAAUGCGGUUGGUGCAUUGGAAGCCCUGAUUAAAAAGCAGACCAAAAUACUUGUGCCGCUCAGCAUUCAGCAGCUAGUGGACUGCUCUCUAGAAGGUGAGGGCUGUGAUGGAGGAUCAGCAGAGGAAGCAUUCAAAUAUGUUAUUAAGCAUGGCAUCACACUAGACUCCAGUUACGGUUACACAGGGAAGGAAGGUUACUGUUACCAGAAUGAUGCUGAGAGCACAUUGUUCCCAUGCUCAGAUUUUGUCGAGAUUCCAUUUAAUGAUGAACUCGCCCUUAAGGAAGCAGUUGCCAGAAUUGGACCUAUAUCUGUUGCAAUUGACAUUUCACCCAAGAGAUUCAGGUUCUAUCAUACUGGAGUAUACUACAGUAAGGACUGCAGCAUUUCUCCAAAUCAUGGUGCUCUGUUGGUGGGUUAUGGUACAGAUAAUGGAGAAGACUACUGGAUUGUAAAGAACAGCUGGGGCACUGAAUUUGGAGAAAAUGGCUAUAUUCGAAUAGCAAGAAACAGAAACAACCACUGUGGAAUUGCUUCACGUGCCCUCUACCCAGUCUGAAGAUGGACAACUGUUUAAAUGGAAAAUGUAGUCAUUUUAUUCUUCC
Molecule: messenger RNA, 1193 nt
Organism: Polypterus senegalus (gray bichir)
Lineage: Eukaryota; Metazoa; Chordata; Cladistia; Polypteriformes; Polypteridae
Product: procathepsin L-like
Exons: 9
Coding region: 65-1147 (360 amino acids)
Biological process (GO): immune response
Cellular component (GO): lysosome
Molecular function (GO): cysteine-type endopeptidase activity
Source: RefSeq, a predicted model, not a curated record